Molecule: messenger RNA, 1956 nt
Organism: Apis cerana (Asiatic honeybee)
Lineage: Eukaryota; Metazoa; Arthropoda; Insecta; Hymenoptera; Apidae
Product: BRISC complex subunit FAM175B
Biological process (GO): mitotic spindle assembly; protein K63-linked deubiquitination; attachment of spindle microtubules to kinetochore
Cellular component (GO): nucleus
Molecular function (GO): microtubule binding; polyubiquitin modification-dependent protein binding
Source: RefSeq, a predicted model, not a curated record
CUUUUAUUUUGAUCGAAGUAUGUGAAAGAAUUUGAAUUUUUAUUUUAGUGAUUUUAUUUGUUUUUAUAAAUUCAUAUUUGUAAAAUAUAUCUUAAUUUUUAUAUUGUAUAAUCAAUAAUUAUAGAAUUAUUUUAGUAAAAGAUUUAUAAUUGUGACAUAAUGUCAACAUAAACAUUAUAAAGCUAUUUUAAUACUGACGUUAACAUUAACUGACAAUCAUAACAGUUCCAUAGUGGAAAUAUUGUGUUAUAUAUGUGCAAUGCAGCAAAACUACGAAAUAUAACAAUAGAAAAUACAAGCAGAAUUAUAAAACGGAUAACAGUUAAUUGUCAACAUGGCGGAUAAUGAUUUUCUUAUUACAAUUUCAGGUCCUGCUUUAUCAUUAUUGUUUUAUGAAAAUGUUCGUAGUAGCGGGGACCAGAUAGGCUUUUUACUAGGAGAAACACUUGAAUUUCACAUAAAAACAUAUACAGAUUUAGAUAAUCAAGUAGAAACAGUAAAAAUAUAUAAUAACAUUGAAGCUGUUGUAACUUGUCCAUUGCCUCAUACUUUACAUAAUUCUCUUGGCAAAAUUAAUAAAGAGAAGUUAAAGGACUUUUUACGUGACAAGAGUAAACAAGUGAUAGGUUGGUUUCAUUUCAGGCGAGAUGUAAGCUUGGUGCCUACAUUCAGGGAUAAAUUAUUACAUAAAGAAUUUGCCUCGUAUUUUUGUAAUGACAAUGGUUCUAAAAAUGAAUUUUUUGUUACUUGCUUAUUAAGUUCUUCAACAAGUAAUGAAGGAGGAACUUAUAAAUUCAAACAUGUCUUCUUAAGACAUAAAAGAGGAACUUUUGAACCAGUUCCUUUACGGAUAAGUAACUUAGGAAGUAAUUCAUUUGCACAUGAAGGUUCAGAUUAUAAACCUACUCCUACCAAAAAAUCAUCUGAUGUUCCAGAUAUAUUUACUAAAUUUAUAGAAUCUUUAAAUUUGGAUUUAACAAAGACAUCUGCAGUUGAAUCUGCUAUCAGUAUACAAAAAGCAGCUGAGCAACAUUUGAGUCAAUUAAUACCAGAAUUAUGUAAAUCUGAUCUUGAAGUAGCAGAGCUUGAAAAACAAGUUAAGGAAUUUAUGUUUAGCAAAAAGAUAAAAGUUAAUGGUACUCAAACUUAUGAAAUUAAAAAAGAUGAAAUUAAUGAAGGAAAAUCAAAAUCAGAAUCUUCAGAUGAAUCUUCAGAUGAUACUUAUCAGGAAUGUCGAACCAGAAAUGUAGAUCCAGAAAUGUUCAAAGAUCAUUCUAUUGCAACUAGUCAAAGUACUCUUAGAAAUACAAUGUAUAUUGAAAAGAAUAUUAAUCAGAACAAAUUAAGAAAAUCAUCUACCACAAGCAUAAUAAAUAGUCCCAAUCAGGAACCAUCACCAUUUCUAAAUUCAGAAAUAACAGAAAAUGUAUUUAGUAAGAGCAAACGUCUUUCCAAUAUGGAAUCAGAAAUUGUAAAAGAAUCAAUUUGUAAAAGUGAUACAAAUAUGAGUGGUAUUGGAAGAGGUAGAGGCAAAUCGAUGCAUGAUGUUUAUUCAGGAUUAAAAAAAUCUAAAAGGACUUCAGGCUCAGAAUCAUCUGAGACAAAUAGUGUACAAAAUACUUCUUUACAAGCAUCUUAUAGUCAAGUUACAAAGAAAAAGGUAGACAAUGUUCGUAAAUUGGAUGUAACAGAUAACCAUUAAAUAAAAGUGGUUCUUAUAUCUUUAGUUCACAAAAGCUUUAUAACAACUUAUACUUAAAUUUUGGAACAUUUCCUGCAAAAAAAAAUUAACAAAAAUUUUAGCACUUAUGCUGCAUUUAUUAUGUGUGUGGUGCAAUGUAAAUAUUUAUAUAUUUUAAAAUAUAAACUGAUCAUAUAUUGUAUAAUAUGCAAGAUCGUGGUUCGUUUCUAGUAAAUCUUAAUUUUAUAAAAAUAUAAAAAAAGGAUAUCGUAUAA